This is a messenger RNA of Arabis nemorensis, 468 nucleotides long. The record is from the annotation of a GenBank genome assembly. NCBI's taxonomy places the organism in Eukaryota, Viridiplantae, Streptophyta, Magnoliopsida, Brassicales, Brassicaceae.
AUGGACACUCUCAUUGCUCAGUUACAGAAACAAUUUCGUGAUUACACUAUUUCUCUCUAUCACCAGGGAUUUCUAGAUGAUCAAUUCACUGAGUUGAAAAAGAUGCAAGAUGAAUUUAGCCCUGAUUUUGUGGCUGAGCUUGUUACUCUCUUCUUUGAAGACUGUGAGAAGCUUAUCAGUAACAUGGCUAGAGCUUUAGAUCAGACAGGGAAUGUAGAUUUCAAGUUGGUAGGUUCUAGUGUACAUCAACUCAAAGGUAGUAGCUCAAGUGUUGGUGCCAAGAGAGUCAAAGGUCUUUGUGUUGUCUUCAAGGAGUGUUGUGACUCUCAGAACUAUGAAGGGUGUGUGAGAUGCUUGCAGCAGGUGGAUGUUGAGUAUAAGUCAUUAAAGGCAAAGCUUCAAGAUUUGUUCAAUCUUGAGCAACAGAUUGUCCAAGCUGGUGGUCGAAUCCCUCAGGUGGAUAUAUAA